Diabrotica virgifera virgifera (western corn rootworm) is the source of this 12529-nucleotide messenger RNA. RefSeq names its product phosphatidylinositol 4-kinase beta (gene fwd). The coding region runs from base 359 to 3124 and encodes 921 amino acids. Gene Ontology annotation, molecular function: 1-phosphatidylinositol 4-kinase activity. Gene Ontology annotation, biological process: phosphatidylinositol phosphate biosynthetic process; phosphatidylinositol-mediated signaling. Gene Ontology annotation, cellular component: membrane; cytoplasm. The transcript has 11 exons. Lineage: Eukaryota; Metazoa; Arthropoda; Insecta; Coleoptera; Chrysomelidae. The record is from RefSeq and is a predicted model, not a curated record.
GUUAUGCAUGCAGCAAUGGCGGUGGCGCUCCAGUCGUGGUGAUCGUGUCAGUUUGUGUUUGUCGUUCGUUUGGGUGUUGAAAAAUAGUUAAAACAAAAACAAAUAAUCAAAAUAUUAGUGUCUGGUGUGUAUAACAAAAAUAAGUGCAAGCAGUGAUAUGCGGAUUACUCUAUCGUGAAACAACAAAAAGGACGUGCGUGUUUAUCGAAGUAAUAUGUGGAUUUGACAGCUAGAUUACAACUUGUAGUCAGUCAACACAGUAGAAACUCAAAACCAUUUCAACGUAGCCAACAAACCAUCAAUGUGCGUCCAAAAAAAGAUCCGUCUCUAAAAUGAGGAGGUAGAGAUAAAGGUAACGAUGAAUGGAGUGUCUCCCGCCGGGGGGCUGGUGCAACCGCAGCCCCAGCCCAACGUAACGACGCAUUUGAAACGCCAGAAAUUGACCAGCUGUAGGGAUAGUGUUCCGUCGGUUCAUGGUAGGCCUAACAGUUCGCUCAACAUCAAAACGAGAUUGAGCAACCAUCAGAGAAAUUUGAGCCUCGACUUUAGGUCUAUGGGAAUUCUUUUGCCUCCUGUCACUCAAGUCACCACUUCGACGACCAACCACUUAACUCACCACCACCGCAACCGGAGUCUCGAUUCCGCGCUCCAACGCAUCCCAGAGGUAGACGUCACACCGAGUCCAGAAUGCGAAACCGUCAACGCCAUCUUAUGUUCCACCGUCUCCAACACCAGCGAACCUCAUCCCAAAUCGUCUUCCAAGCAACGAAACGAUGAACUAGCCAGCCUGGGUUCUGACGAUUCUGGUAUCCUGUGCGGUUCCGAUGCCGGCUCGUCGUCCGAAUCUAACGCCACUCGAGAAUCUAGUGUCGAAUACAUCGAUAAUAUCGCGGCCGAACGCAAGACCGAAUCGAAAGAAGAAGUCGAUUGCGAGGAAGAUAACGACGAUGACUCGGAACGGACUAAAACCAGCUCGAGUUCGUGUUCGAGCUCCGAUGCACCGAAGAGUUCCGGUAUGUUGCGAUUGCUCGAGAGCAAAGUGUUCGACGUUUCGAUGGCAAUGCAUUACCUCUUCAAUAGCAAAGAACCGGGAGUGUUGUGUUAUAUUGUUAACAAGAUGUUUAGUUUUGAUAAUCACGAGGUGGACUUUUAUUUACCUCAGUUGGUGUGUAUGUACAUACAGAUGCACGACGUAGCCGAAGUUAUACAUAGGUAUCUCAUUCAUAGAUGUAGAAAAUCCAUAGAUUUUUCGCUGAAGUGUGCCUGGUUAUUGGAUGCCUUUAGUUCAGACGCAUCCGUACCAACUAAAAAGAAGCCUCACGGCAUCAAACUGCGCAACCUCAUCCUUUCUGAUGAACUCAGGCCGAAAGACCACAAGAUAAUGACGACGUCUCUGAAUAGCGCGUCCGGUGAUAAACUGACCGUCCCACAGCACAUCAAAAAAACCCACCAGAGGUCGCACAGUGACGCUUCCGCUCUAUUUCCAGGUCUGAAGAAGAGCGCUCCCAACGCGACGAAACUCAGUCUGGGCGAUUUGAGUUCAGGCAGAGCCUUCGACAACGGCUGUGUAUGUUUUGACAGUUGUCAGAGCGUAGUCAACGAUCUUAGGGGAGAAAAGACUGAAUGCAUUUGUUCGGCGCCUAGACUAAGGCCUGAAUUGGAAUUCAUGCAAGCACUGAUCCUCAUCGGCAAACUACUUAGUUCCAUACCGACUAAAGAAGCUAAAACCACAAGACUUGUAGCUGAGUUGACUACGCUCAAUCUCAAUCUGCCGGCCAGAGUAUGGUUGCCGUUGAAUAGUCAAUAUCCCCACUUUAUCGUUAGGAUACCUCCUCAAGUGGCAGCUGUACUCAACUCCAAAGAUAAGGCACCCUACAUAAUCUACGUCGAGGUAGUUGAAGUUGAAGACUUGGAGAGCUCUCCUGUGCCACCAAAGAUCAUGCCAACCUUGAGGCAUACCAAAUCUGAAGAAAAUCUGAAACACGAAAGCGUCUCUCUUUCCGCGUUCAGUAUGUGCGGAGGUUGCUACGAUGACUUAGAUCCCGAUUGGAGUCAAGAAGACGAUGAAAUCUCACAACAGUACAACCAAAUGAGAAAGCCAGUAGACAGGGAUACUAUUUCGCAAAUGAGUCAAGAAUCUAGCGAUUCCAGAGAACCACCAAUGUCAAUACCAGCCAGUGAGAUAAGAAGGCGACUGUCUGAUUUUUUUCACGAAGAGAAAAAUAAGCAGUUCACCCACGACCCAGAAGACCCUUCUGCAGCUGUCCUGAAAGAGCCUUGGCAGGAUAAAGAACAAAGAAUUCGGGAAAGUUCACCAUAUGGCUAUCUAUCAUCGUGGAAGCUGCUCUCAGUUAUCGUCAAAUGCGGAGAUGACCUACGACAAGAGUUAAUGGCUUCACAGAUAUUGGAGACUUUCCAAAAAAUUUGGGAACUCGAACAUGUUCCGCUCUGGUUGCAUCCGUACAGAAUAUUGUGUUUGUCAGACGACAGCGGCCUGAUUGAACCCAUAUUGAACACAGUUUCUCUUCAUCAAGUGAAGAAACAUUGUCAGUUAUCGCUACUCCAAUAUUUUAUCAAUGAAUAUGGACCGAUGACUUCAGAAGGCUUCCUUACAGCUCAGAAGAAUUUCGUACAAAGUUGUGCCGCUUAUUGCCUUAUCUGUUACUUGAUUCAGGUUAAAGAUAGGCAUAACGGAAAUAUUCUCCUAAAAAGCGAUGGUCACCUGAUCCAUAUCGAUUUUGGUUUUAUUUUAUCAACGUCACCUAAGAAUCUUGGUUUCGAAAAAUCGCCUUUCAAACUAACUCCUGAAUUUGUAGAAAUAAUGGGAGGUGAAAAUUCAGACAUGUUUGAGUAUUUCAAAAUUUUGAUAUUGCAAGGGUUGAUUGCUGCCAGGAAACACCAUGCAAUGAUAGUUACCUUGGUGGAGAUUAUGCGAUCAGGAUCCCAGUUACCCUGCUUUAAAUCGGGAGCUUCAACGGUGCAAAAUCUCAAGAACCGCUUCCACAUGAGCAUGACGGAGGAACAACUCAGACUCGAAGUAAAUCGUAUGGUAGAGGGCAGCAUCCACUCCCUCUCUACAAAAUUAUACGACGGCUUCCAAUAUUUCACCAACGGCAUCCUAUAACUGUGUCACUGUUCCUCAACUCUAGGUGGUAAUUUGUUACUAGAUAUAUGAUUGUACAGAGUGUCGUAUUGUUUUUAUAGUUCGGUCUGCACGAGUAAGAAUAGAUUUAAAAUGGAAUCGAGAGGCUUUAUUUUAUUGUAUAUAUAAAGAUUUAUUUAAAAGCUAAAUCGGAAGACUUACCGGAAGUUGGCUGUAUACCAUUUAGUUAAAGAAAUUUAACAUUGAAGUAAGACCUUCGGUUGUAAUCGGUAUAAAUAUUUAAUUAAAAAUUCGAAUGGAUUACAAUAGUUGAUUGUAAUCCAUCAGAACGAACGUUUUCGAACUUAUCAGUCCAUCUUCAGUGGAUUUUGAAGUACUGCGAUAAUAAUCGCAAAACCAAACAGUGAUUGGGUUUAAAUUGAAGACUUCUUCUUCUUAAAGUAUCCUCUCCUCAAUUGAGGUUGGCUACUAAUUGCAAACUCUUCUCCGUCUUCAGCUGUCCAUUGUCGGAUGUUUCUUAGCCACGAUAGUCCUUUUCUUUCCUAGUCCUUUUACUAUUAGUUGAGCAUACUGUUACUUAUUAUUUCUCAAUAUGUGGCCAAGGUAUGAUGAUUUUUCUAACUUUCACUGUAUUGCAAAGUUCUCGUUCCUUGCCUAUUAUAUGCAGCACUUCUUCAUUUCAGGUGUGCGAUCACAGAUUUUUCCGGUAGACCCACAUUUCAAAGGCCUUCAAUUUAUUUACGGUUGAUAUUGUAAGGGUCCAUGUCUCAACUGCAUAGAGUUGAGCAGACGUAGCAUUUUGAUAUACGUAGUCGAAUUUCGAGUUUUAUUCGAGAAUCACAUAGCAGUCUUUUGAUUUUUAAGAUUUUCUGGCCUGUUCCAUUUUCUAAAUCAUGAUAAUUCGAUCUAUCGAUCGAACAUCGGCGAGACCGUAUCAUCGGCGUAUCUGAUGCUGUUGAUAUUUACGCCAUUCUCCUUUGACAUCAUCCUUGGAAUCCUCCAGUGUCGUUACAAUGUACACAUUUCAUAACACAGGUUUCGUUUGGUUCAUGUAUUUUAGUAUAUUUAAUGCAUUUAUUAUUUUUUGUUUUGCACAGAUUUUUGGUGUGCCCGUAAUUUAGGCAGUUAAAAUACUGUAUAACUGGCAUUGUGUAUGGCAAGAUUAUAUGUUCUAUACCGCAAAUUAAUACUCCCCUCGGUAAAGUAGUACCUGUAAAGGUAUAGCAAACAGUUCCAGUUGGGAAAAGUGUUAUCACCUCUUCACUUUGGCUGCCUUGUUGAGAUAUCUCAUCUGUUUUAUAGCUUAAUUCUUCUAUUAAAUAAAUAGAAACUAGAAGUAAAGAUUAAAUACCAGGAGUGACAGAACACAUCCCUGUCUAAUACCUCUCCUGAUUUCUACUUCUGCGGACAUGUAAUUUUGAUCCUAACUGUGGCGUUUUGGUUGCAGUACAAGUUUUUUAGUAGUUUGAUGUCUUUCCCAUGUAAACCGACUUCUUACAAACGUUCUAAUAGUAAGUCGUGUCUAACUCUAUCAAGUGCUUUUUCAAAGUCUAUGAAGCAUAUAAAUAUAUCUUUCUGUUGGUCGUAGCAAUUUUGGGCCUGAACUAGUAAACUGAAGAGGGCUUCUCUUGUUCUUAUGCCAGCCCUGAAUCCAAACUGAUCGUCUCCAAUGAUUGUUUGGCACUUUUUAUAGAUAUUGAAGACUACAUAUGUACUUAAAAGUAUUAAAUUAAACGAGAUAAAGUCGAUAAAAAUGGAUAUCACUAUCCGAGAACAGUAUGUGUCCGUAGUCGAAAUAGCAAUUACUACUAUCUUAGUCUGCAAUAGCCUGUCAACUCUUUUAGUUAUUGCAGACCAAGAGAGAUGUAAUUGCUAUCUCGAGUAGGGACAUAUACUGUUUCCGGGUAGUUAUAUCCAUUUGCGUGGCUUAAUAGUCCAGAGAAAUAAGGUUUUUGUCGGGACACUUGAGCAGCCAGUUUGCAAAUGAGUUUUUUGGGUACUAUAUACCUAAUACAUUAUAAAUACAAAAAUACCCGUCACAUUUCGGACGAGAAUUUUAGUUAUUAACAAAAAAAUUGCCAUUUUUGACACUUAUUUGUUAAUAACUAAAAUUCUCGUCCGAACUGUGACGGGCAUUUUUGUAUUUAUAAUGUAUUAGGUAUAUAGUACCCAAAAACCCAUUUGCAACCUGGCUGCUCAAGUGUCCCGAACAUGGUGUAUUUUUACCUUAUUUCCCUGGUGUAUAAUGACGUUUAAUUGAAUAGUUUUAAGUAACCACUGUUUGGUGUUGCAGUUAUUACUUCAAAGUUCACUAAGGAUGGAAGAUGGAAAAGGUUGGUUCUGAACAAUCAACUACUGUAAUCAAUAUGAAUUGUUAAUUUUGAAUUUUUGAUUAAAUAUUUACACCAAUUACAACCGAGGUUUUAACUUCGAUGUUAGUUAUUUAUUUAAAACUCGUUUAAGAAAUUAUAGAACAUUGACGCGCAUUUUUCAAUACGUACUAUAUUAUUAUGUCACCAAAUUUUUGUCUUUUUUAACGUACUAUUUUUUUAUCAUGUUUAUUGAUCAACAGGCAGCCAAUUACUGUAUUAGUUUGUCUUCAUGUUGAGAACAGGAAAAGAGAAAAUAAGUUCAAAAUUGAAGAUUUAAUUUUUCGCUGUAAGGAUUUCUGGUUGUUCUUUUGUUCAAGUAUUAUUGUGAGAUAUUUUGUAAAACGAUAAGUUCUGGUGUAGAAGUAAAUAUAUUUAACAAACUUGACUUUUUUAUCUUAAGGUGAUACAGUAGCGAUCAACAGGUAGCCAAAACGCGUUCCAAGAUUGCGGCUGUAAUUUUGAAUAUUUUUUCGAGAUAUUUGGCACACGUAUUCGUAAUAUAAUAAAGAAUGGCGGUACAGAGCCCAAUUUGAAAAAUAUAUUAAUAUGUGGAAAUUACUCUGUAAUUAAAUACAAUAUUAAAAAAACGAGCCUGUACCGCCAUUAAGAAGAACAAAAAAAUACACUUUCUUCAAAUAAACUUUUUAUCCGAUGCCUAGAUUUUGUGUCAUUUUGGAACUACUAAUGAAAUAAAAAAAUUUAGUUGUUCCAAAAUGACACAAAAUCUAGGCAUAGGAUAAAAAAGUUUAUUUGAAGAAAGUGUAUUUUUUUGUUCUUCUUAAUGGCGGUACAGGCUCGUUUUUUUUAAUAUUGUAUUUAAUUACAGAGUAAUUUCCACAUAUUAAUAUAUUUUUCAAAUUGGGCUCUGUACCGCCAUUCUUUAUUAUAUUACGAAUACGUGUGCCAAAUAUCUCGAAAAAAUAUUCAAAAUUACAGCCGCAAUCUUGGAACGCGUUUUCGCUACCUGUUGAUCGCUACUGUUUCCUCUUAAACAUGGUUUUUGUGCUUUGGGAUGACCCUUAUAUUUAUUUAUUUAAAAUAUUUUAUUAUUAAAUCCUACAAUUACUACUUUUACGACAUGAUAAGAAAGUUAAAUACUCUUUAUAUCGACAAUAAAGCAAAGCCGAAUCAAGUACACUCUAUAAUUUAUAAUCUAUUUUUAAAGGAUGUUAAUCUUAUAAUCUUAUUUAUGCGGACGAGGUUUAUAGGUGCGGGAAAGAGAAAAAUCAAUGAACUUUCGAAGUUCACAUUGAAUUGUAAAAUUAGUUUAUUUAAGGACAAAAAACCGCCCUGAAUUAUUUUAUUGUUGUUAAAAUGCUCAAAGUUUAGAAUACCGUUCGUAAUAGAAGCGAAACUGAACGAAAAAGUGAACUGUUUACGGAUCGUAGUGGCGUUUUUAAAUAAUAUAUUAGUGUUAAGAGGGGCUAUUCGCACUGAAAACGGACUACUGAAGUCUGAUAUCAUACGAGUAGUUGUGAACUAUGAAGCUUUCCAAACAAUUUUUAAGAACAUGCAAAGAGACAUAUCUCUUCCAAAUUGUUUCUUUUCCUUUUUGAAUUUUUUGUAAAUGACAGCUUGGCGUCUAUUUUUUACUUAGUGGUGAUGAUACCUACUCGUAUCCACUAUAUUUGCUAAAUUACAUAAUAAAAUAAUAAUGAAUAUCUAGAGAUAAGAUCAUUUUUAAAAUAGAUACGUUUUCUACAUGGUUUUUGUACAUGCCCGUACCACUGCAGGACUGUUUGCAACUUUUUUGUAAUUGAGCGUUCUACUUCCAUUCUGUUCCAUAUUUCCUCUGUUCUUAUUUUAUCUACUCUUUCUCUCCUCAUCAAACUAGCUAUCAAAAAUAACUACCUCCUUCAAGGAAGUUAAUUUUGAUAGCUAGUUACUACCUCGUUCAAUUUCAUUUCUCUAAGGUGUUUGAAAAUAUUCUUCACAUACUCUUUAUCUGUGUGUGGUGAACAAUGGAUUGUUUUUGGUUUACUUUCAAUAAACUUAUUUGCUUUUUUAGUACCGUCUCUUCCUUUAUUUACUCGUUUUCUUGGUUUGCCAUCAAAGGAUCAUUUUUGCUACUUAUCUGGGUCAACAAUGGGAAGUUUUUUGUUUACUUUCAAGCUUUUAUUGAAUCUUCGUUGGAUUCCAAAACACUGUUCUAGUGUAGCUGUGUUUACAGUAAAUAGGUUCUAUAAUUUUAGACUCUCUUUUGUCGACUCCGAUGUCGUUCAAUCUUUCUAUCAAGCUCCUGGGCUGUACUCGGUCGAACGCUUUUUCAAAAUCUAUAAAACAGAAAAAAAGGUCUGCUUGUUGAUCUUUGCACCUUUGUGCCAGAGUUUGAAGACAAAAUAUUGCUUCUCGUGUCCUCAUACCUUUCCCGAAGCCAAAUAAUUGUUCUUGACCGGUGACUUGUCACAUCUCUAUAUAUUCUGUUCUGUAUGAUUCACAAGAAAAGCUUCUGAAUGUUAUUUUGUAGACUUACAAGGCAAAAGUCCUGGCAUAAUUUGGCGAUCUUCUUUUUUGGCAGUGGUAUGAAGACGGAUUCAAACCAUCUUCAAAGUACAAUAUAAUAAAUGUUUUAUUUUCAGUUUUUUUAGUUACUUAUAAUAAUACUACAAUCUAUGUCGCUACAAAUAAAAAGUUGAAAUUAGAUAUAUUAUGCACUUUUAUGUGUUGUUGAAGUUUGUUUGGGAAAUAUGUCAGUUCGACUUGUUCAAUUGAAGUCCCAGCUUUAGUAGUCCAUUUAAAUCUACCUUCUCUACGUGCUGCGUGUACAUAAAUUUUAAUAUAGCGUGUAUAUUUUUUAAAGUUAAGUGCAGAAUAAAAAAUACUCAAGUCAAUUUUUCAUACUAAAUAACAAGAUACUUUCGAGGCCAAAUAUGUAAAAAAGUGACGUUUUUUAUGUAUUUUAUUUUGUUAAAUAUAAUUUUAAAAUUAACAAAUAUAUUUAUUUCUAUGUUUAAUUUUAAAAUAGUGUGUAGAUUAAUGCAGUGGUUAUUAUAUAUAUGAGAUUUAUUGAUAUUAAAAAAAUGUAUAAUAUAAAACAUUCCAAAAAAAAAGGAAAUGUAACUUGUUAUUAUUUAUAGUCCUGGGGUGUAUCUUUAUUACUAGGAAUAUGGAAGAGUAACCAAGAGGCAUGUUUGCUUUCAUUCGUGAUGGAUGAUGAUAAAACAUUAAAAAAAAACAAGGUAUUGCAAGUGUUUGUAAUGUUGAAACGAGCUGAAUAUUGCCAGAGUAUACUUCACAAAUACAACAAUCACUUAGUAGAUGCUGCUAUAACCAUGCAUUUAUAUUUAUAUUUGCUGUUGUAAUCAUGAAUUUAGUCUAUUUCAUUCUCAGUCAUCUUCUCCGAUAUUUGUAUAAGUAUAGGCGUGUUCCAUCUGUUACCCAAAGAGAUCAAUAAUAAAUUGUGCUGACAAAUAGGAAAAAGCACUUUUAUAGUCUUAAAAUAGAGCAAAUAUUUUAAAGACCAGUUAUCCACGAAUACUGUAUACUAUUUUUUUAUUGGCACACUUCUAAAUCAUGUAUUAGUACUACAAAAAUUGAAAUAAGAGCUAAUAAUGUAAAAAUUUGUGGUGUACAUCAGUAGUAUACCUUUCGUUGUUAUAGAAAUGAGAAAAACGAAAAUUAAUUUGCAAUUUGUCACAAAAAUUAAUUAUUAUUACUGGUCGUAAUGGAAGUACAACCUCAUUGGCUUCCGAAAAUGUCGGUAGCAUUAAUUUGAACAACAUUUCCUUCGAUUUAAAAAACGAAAGUAUAAAAUAUUUCAAGCAAUACCAACUGUACUUUCACAUUCAUUUAAAAGAUUAAGAUUUUCAAAUAUUUGAAUAAAUCUUUUGAAACAUUUGUUAGUAAUAUUUUAUUCAUAUUUUAUUUAUUUGACGUUACAAGGUAUGUAUUCCUGUCACGUCAGAUCAAUAUUUAAAACUGUUGAUGUUGCCAUGGUAACUUUAAAAGACGCGCUGAGGCGUACUUUAAAUAAGAAAAAUGGGGUACCAAUAAAAAAAUAUUAUUUUAUUUCUGUUUUAAAUCUCUUGCAGGUUAACAUGUCCGUUUAGUUGUAUGUCUGGUCUUAGCUACAUUACAAACAUAUGUAGUACAUGUUUUUAAAUAAAAAUGUUACCGAAUCAUCUUAGAGCGGUUAUUCUCAAUGUUUCUAAGUGAACGGAAUGCAACCUUAGAAAAUCAAAGAGUUUUAAUAUGUAACUAUCUCUGAUUGUUGAAUUAUGCAAAACAAGAACAAUGAGAUAUGCCAGUUUGCCUUGUAAGUUAUGUCCUUGUAAUUAUUGUUCUGACGUUUCUGCUAAACGUCAUAUUUCAAUCAUAUCUUCACCCAGUAAAAGCUAUUUGCUGCUAUAUUUUAUCAUUAUUUAACACAUACGCAUAUGCUACAGUUUAAGCUCAAUCAUUAACUUGAAAAGUAUUGCAGCUUAAACAUUGGCGUGUUAAACUGGUCUACAUAGAAAAAUUUACUUUAAAAAUCUUAUCAAUAAUUUAGUAAUAUAUGGUACACAAUAACACAAUUAUACAUUCACCCCUGUGAUGUAUCAAACAUAAAUAACGUGCAUGUUAUCCUGCAUUUACGUUAAAUUCUACAAAUUGAUGUGAUGUAUGACAAAUAACGUUUCUCAAAAACGUUAUCUGGUAACAUAACAGGUUCAUUUUAACGGGGCGUAUUUAACCUCUUGUUAUAAAAUAACGUAUAGUAUAAAGAAUAAAUAAAUAUAAAAAAUGGACAAUUUAGUCCAGAAUUUUGUCAGAUUGUAAAUGUCGGGCUAUUAAAAUAAUUAGAUGAUACUAUUUUAGGUUUGUAAAGUUAUUUUUUAGAAAUAGUGUAUUAUUUUUUGAGGUUAUGUUAUUUGUAAACAAAAACAUUUUAUUCAUAUAAAUAUUAUAAAUGAAGAAAACAUACAGACUAUACUGACUAUAGAGACCAGUUUGGCCAGAUUGGGUAAAUCCAUUUGAAUGUUCGUUUUGUAGUUUAUUUCAAUCCUUGUUGAGCCAUUUUAUAACAUAACAACAGGACAAGCAAAAAUUAAAUAAAAUUCACAAUAGAAAGAACACCUCACGGACCGAGGGCCGGGAAUUUCAAAUAACAUCUUGGUUUUGAGUUUUGGUGCUAGUGCCAGAUGUUCGAGUGGGAUGAACAAGAUGCGUACUUCGCUGCACGCUGCAUGUUUAUGUCUGUCUUCCUCUAACGUAUUCAAUUUCUGUAUACUGUUAUUCUUGUCGCGCAAGACGAUACUUUAACGUUUUGAAAAUAACAUGCUGGAUAACGCGCACGUUAAAAACAUGAUACAUCACAUCUAAUUUUUGGCAACACGUUAUACAGGCUGUUAUAAUCAAACGUUAUGUUAACAUAACGUGUACACGUUAUUUAUAACAGGUUUGUUACAUCACAGGGCUUAUUAUUCUACUGUUUAUCGCAAGGGGAAAAAUUAAAUAAAGGAGUAAACUGUUCCUUUUUGUGACAGUUACAUAGACAAAAACAAUCAGACUACCCCAUCUCUAUAUAGCAGUUAGAACAAAAACAGGAUGAUCAGCUAUAAAUGUAUCAAAGACAUGAAAAUUUCCAAUUGUACAAAUGUAGAUCCACUACUUGUAUUUAGAUAUUGUCAAGUCUUUAAUUAAAGUAAAAACUUUACAUCAGUGCAUUUACUAAUGAUACGAGGGUCAUUUGAAAAAAAUGUUUCCUAUGUCGCUGAGAAAGAGUGCGACGUGCUGGGAGAAAUCUGGCAACACUGCCUUACACAUCAACUCCUCUCUCGCCUCGCUGCAUUGCUCAGUGUCAGCCUAGCAGCCUUCGAAGAUGGAGGUCACGGUCGCUGUUACCGCCAAUGUGAAGUUGAUGUUGUGAUACGUUUUUUUUUAAUGCAAAAUGUAUUUCACCUAUUGAAAUUUAUCGGCAGUUAACCGAAGUUUAUAGGUUAAAAUACAUAUCUGUUCAACAUGUUCACAACGAACCGAAAUUCACGAUGAAGAUUGAAGCGGAAGGCCUGCAGAUUCAUCGUGAAUUUCCAUUUGGACUUGACUGAAUUCUCUACACCAUUUGUGAACAUGUUGAACAGAUAUGCACUUUUACCCAUAAACUUCGAUUAACUGACGAUAAAUGUAAAUAGGUGAAAUCCAUUAAAACACGUAUCACAGCAUGAAUUUCACAUUGACUGUAACAGCGAUCGUGACCACCAUCUUCGAAGGCUGCUAAGCCGACACUGAGCAAUGCAGCGAGGCGAAAGUGGUGGGAUGAGGGAGAGAGAGGGGGAGGUAAAGUUUAUGUGUAAGGCAGUGUUGCCAGAUUUCUCCCAGCACAUCACACUCUUUCUCAGUGGCAUAGAGAACCUUUCUUUACGAAUGAUAUAAAUUGUCAUAUUGAAUAUUGUCUUAAUGGAAGCAGGAAAUACUGUUGUAUUAGAAGUGCACUUUAAUGGUAUUUCGUCUAAGUGUUGAUGGCAACGGUUGUACGCUGUAAGCAAACUUGCGUAUCUUAUGUGUGCAGGGUAAGCUUUUAAACGCAUGCUAGGUAACAAGUUAUUUAACAUUAUGGUUCGUUUUUACUUCCUACAUUUGUUGUUUUGAGUCAAAUAAGCAUAAUGAAAAAAAAAAAGAAUUGUAUAGUUUUUAAUUUCUGCAAAUCUUCAGUUUAAAAUAGUCCGUUCUAAAAUGUUUCUGUCUGGUAUGUCCACGAGUAUUCGAGAAUCAAUGCAGUAUGCAGAGUAUUAACACUUUUUUGUGUUUUUUGUAAGAACAUUUCAGAAACAUUUUUUGUAAGUAUAGUAGAUAAAUAAAUAUGGAAGUUAAAGCAAACGCCAAUGAUGAGUUUCGCUACGAAGCUUUAAUUAGUCCAUUCUGACCAGUUUGUAUGAGUUGUUGCGAUUGGAUAUACAAGGAAAAGUGGAAGGUAAAAGAGAACCGGGGAGAGGACGCAUGUCCUGGUUGAAAAAUUUAAGGCGGUGGUCUGGAAAAACAACUAUGACACUCUUCAGAACUUGUGAAGAGAGAAUAAACUGGACCAUGAUGAUUGCCAUUUUAUUAAAAGGAUGAGGUACAUGAAGAAGAAGAAGAA